UUAUCUAGCUAUUUUUAACCGUUAUUGUGGGAGCAUCGUACGGUCGCACUGAGUCACAUAGUCCUCAAGCGAGCACGGUCACACCUAAACGACGUAGCUGGAGAAGAUCAUCAAUUGCAGCACAGGAGAGGAGUGGCAGUUGGUGACGAAGAGAUCGAUCUCAUCCAAUUCUGAGCAGGAGCGGUCGGAACCAUGACGAUUGACUCCACCGCCCUGCCGUCGGAGCUGCUCGUGACCCCGCAGCCGCUGGUUGGCUUCUGUGGGCUGGACACCGCCCGGGUGUCGGUGCACAAGGCCGUUUGGGAGGCGUUCAGCGGGAGCUUGCAGCGCAAGGCCGCCGACCGGGCCGCCGUGCAGUAUAAGCUGCUGCCCCCAAACUAUGAGUUCCCGGUGGCCAAGCCCAAGCGAGCAUCCUACGAGUGGUACCACCCGAAGGGCAUACUCAAGCGGAACUGGAUGCUGAAGCACCUGCACGUCCUGCCGUCGGUGGUGGUGCUGUUCCAAGAUAUGGAGUGGAAUGACCUUCAGUGGACGGAGAAGCAGGUGCAGUGUGCGGCAAUCGUGCAGGCCCUCAAGAACGCCCUGCAAGAAAGAAAUACCCGGCUGUGUCUAGUGCUGCUGCAAAGGGCAGCGCCGCUCCCACCUGGCGAAGAUCUUCUGGCCGCAGAGCGAGCGGCCAGUCUGACAAACGCUUGUGGGAUAACCAGCAAGAUGCUGUUCAUUCUCCCGCAUACAGAGCAUCUCACAGGCUACGCCCUGCGAUUGGAGUCGGCCUUCCUCGAUAUGGCACAGUCCUAUUACGCCCUCAUGUCCAAGCGGAUUCGGAACCAUCGAGAUCAGCUGACGGCGGCUCACACAUCGUUGAAGAUCCGACACCAGUUCAAAUUGGGGUUCGUGGCGGAGAUGCGGCAGGACUUCAGCACUGGACAAAAGUAUGUCCUUUACGCAUUUUCUUGUCUAUUUAACUAUUUUGCAUUUGUUCGCAGGCACUAUUUCCAAGCCUAUGCAAAUCUGGACGAGAUACGCAUCAAUGACGGUAAUUGCCUGGAGAUUAAGACUCUGGCAGGAUUUUUGAACUAUAAGAUCUGUCGGCUUAUGUUUAAGCUAAAGACUCCCAGGGAUGCCAUUAACCAGUUCAUCAUCCAUGUGGAUAAAUACAAGUCUCGAGUGGGUUUCAAAGAUCUGGCUUUUGAGCAUCAUGCCUGGUUAAGCACGCAACAUUCCGUAUUCGCUGAGCUCUUUUGCGAGGCCAUCAAGAACGGACUGCCCGCCCUACAGACUCAACAUCCUGGAAUCUAUUACCAUAAAGCAGCUGAAUUCGUGAUGAAGCGACGGGAUGCAGCUCUGGAGGCGUAUGCUGCGAUGCAAGCCUCUUCAGAAGCUACACCUACACCGAUUCAGAAUCCGUUGUCCCUGUACACAGAGUUUUUCGGAAUCCGUGCGGUAAAGACGGGCGAUCUGGUGGCCGAGCAACAAGCCAAUAUGCAGUUAUGUGAUCAGGAGCGCAGCUAUAACCAUUCAGCGGGAAUCAUAGCCCUGCUCAGCCAGGCCAUGGCCCAGUUCAAAAUUUACAAGUGCCUCAGGUUUCGAAAGAAACUAGCUAUCGAUAUGGCAGAGGAGUACCUCAAGAGCGGGGAUCAUGCCAAGGCUUUGACUUUGUAUUCCCUAAUGCUGCCCGAUUAUCGUCAAGAGAAAUGGGCUACGAUAUUCACUGAUGUUUUGCUUAAAACACUCCGUUGUGCGCUGCUUUCGGGAUCUGUAGCCGACUACAUUGCCUGCAGCGUUGAAGCAUUGUCUCUGCGCCAUCAAUCCGAGCAGUCGGAGCGAAUUCUGAUACUGGAGAACCUUUGGCAGGUGUUUCAAGGCGUGCCACCCAUGCCGAAAACUCAGUUGACACCCGAGGCGCAGACGAUGUGGACUAGUGCGCUGUCCAACGUGAAAUCGCCCAUACAAAUUGAUUUAGAUAAGGUCAACGAUGUGGUGGAAAUGUGUGCCACAUUCGAGCGGGUUCAGUUGAACAACGACGAUUUGCUGCAGUUGCAACUGAUAGUGCGUGUGCUCACGGAUGUUCCUUUGAGGAUACGCAGCUUCCAUGUCAUUCUGGCCGAUGCGGGAAAUCCCCAGAACAGCUACAAACUGGAGGCACUCAAGUAUUUCUGCUUUCCCACCCUCACACAGCUACGUGGCCAAAAGCAGCCGGAUGAUGAGCAACUGGAGAAUCAGCCACAAGAGCCCAAAAACUUUGAAAAGAAUAUGAGAUUGGAGCCCGGCUCCUACUACCAGCUUUUCUGCAGCACCGAAGCGCAGCAGUUCCACGAGAACACUCAACUGCGCAUUGUCCGACUGGAGGCCCACAUGGGCACUGACCAGGUAGCCGCCCUACUCACGUGCAGCUCCAACUACUCACGGCAUCUGUUCCGACAUCACACGCGCAGCCGCGAUCUCGAUGACAACGUGACGAUCAAUCCCAUUUGCUACAUUGCGCCCACCUUUCAUCUGGACACGCAAACGAACCUUGGCCAUGGACAUGAUAACGGCUUGACUGAUGGCAAGGAAGUGGUGGCUACAAAAAUGCUGGUCAACGAAUACUUUCCUGUUGUGACCACUGUCAGCAAUCCAUACAAUGUCUAUCUGCAGAAUGUGGGCGUGCACAUUAGUAUUCCCGUGGGUCUGCGAAAUAGUGAUAUCUAUGCCUAAUUAAGCAUCUAAAAAUUGUACUAUUGGGGUCUACAUGCCCAAAGCCUUGUCGAUAAAGCUCCUAACAGUCUUGACAUUGGUAUAGACUCCCGGCGAACUCUUUCGUGCGCAUCCAACACCCCACGACACAAUUCCGCAUAGUUGACCCUGAUAUACGGCAGGUCCUCCGGAGUCGCCUUCGCAGGAAUCCUUGACGCCCGGCACUGAGGCGCAAAACAUGGUGCUGGUGAUGGUUCCGCGCAGCUUAUACUGACUCAUGCAGGUCUUUCGGGGAAUGAGCGCCACAUCUACGCUGCGCACCUGCAUUGAAACCGCCUUGUUGCGCUCCGUGAUUUGUCCCCAGCCAGAGACCUUGAUCAGAUCGCCUGCCUUGAAGCUGGCAUUGCACAGCUCAAUGGUGGACACCUUGGGACCGCUGAUGGGAGCUUUUAGUUUCAAAACAGCAACGUCUGAGGUGAGGGUGCGGGUGUUGUAAGCCUUUGGGGUAUAAACCUUGUCCACACCACUUCUGACACCCGUCUCCGUAAGUUUCGUUACCCCGGCAACGACUAGGAUACGAGAAGCGCCAAUUCCCUUGACGCAGUGGGCAGCGGUGACAACAUGCUGGGGUGUAACCAAUGAACCGCCGCACAUAAAGUUGCCACCGAUGCGUAGGUUCACUAAGUAGGGCACACUAGCGAUGUCCACCGGUACACCGCCCACAAUCCGACUGUUGGCCUCGUUGCUGGCCGCCCAGCAAAGUGGGAUCAGGUGGAGCACGAGCCAUAGCGUCGCCAUCGGCUUACUCCAUCCCUCGAUAUUUGCCGUAUCCGGUAGCUGUAACUACCAACCGAGUUUCCGAGUCACUGGCCAGCUGGGUAAACACCUUUUCGAUCGCUGUUCCGACUCGAAUCGCGCGGCUCUGUGCUCCGAUUUAUAUGCCUCUUAGGAAACAAUCAUUACACAGCACACAUAUUAUUUUAUUGCGCAAAUAAUAAUUAUUUUAAUAAACCAUUUUGUGUGGCUUAUCGGCGGAUUCCAUCAGCGUAUUUGGUAUGAGAAACUGAGACCCAACAAAAAGUGCUGUGCAAUGGGGCUUUAUGUGUGGGUGUUCUAAGCGCUUUUACCGACCUUCUGCCGUUGAUUCAAUUUCACAAAUUGGUUGAUUGAAUAAUUGUCGAUUAAUCUCUUCUUUUAAAAGAUCCGCAUGCCAUUCUAAUGUUUUUUAUUAGUGCUCCUUUUAGCCGGUUUACCGAUACAAGGGUUUCAUACUCAAAUUAAUAAGGAAAUGAUUUGUCAAGGUCUAAUAGUUUUUAAAAUAAUAAGAUUCAAUAUAGUCUGAUCGAAAGUUAAUAGCUAUAUUCAUUAGAUGACUAAUAGAAAUACUAAUACAAAUUUCAAAUCCACAAGCUCAUUCCAAAAGAAUUCUAUUAUCCAAUCCUGCGUAGAGUUUGUUCUAUGAAGUCAUGAACCCUUUCGCUAGCCACAUCGGUGUAAACACCCGGAAAGGAAGGUCGGGCGCAGCCGAAUCCCCAGGAGACAAUGCCACAAACCUGACCGCGGUAGACCAAAGGACCUCCGGAAUCUCCGGAGCAGGAAUCGCGAAGACCGCGCACGGCGGCGCAUAGCAUGGAAUCGCUCAAUUGACCAUAUCCGGAAUAUGAGAGCUUACAUUCUGCUCCUGGAAGCACUCGCACCAUGGUGGUGCGGACCUGUUCGGCAGGUUCACGGUUAUUCUCGCGGGUCACUCCCCAACCACUGAUCCUGGCAUACGCAUUACCCUCCGGCGGAUUCCGACAAGGACUAAUGGUGGCGACUUUACCGGGGAUUAAGAAAACGACAUCCUGCAACUGCAACAAUGCUACGUCCAUGUCGAAGUUGGUGGCAGAGUAGCUAGGCGAAGUAUGGAACAUAACUACAUUGCGAACCACUGGAGCUUCUUGGUCCAAACGACUCGCGCCGGCGUGAACCGUGAAUCCCUCCGGCUGCGAUCCAUAAACACAAUGUGCUGCACUUAGGACUGCUCUGCUGGAGAUUAGGGAUCCUCCGCAGAUAAAGUAACCAUUUUGCCGCAGGUAAACCAGGUACGGAACCUCCGAAAUAGUUGUCUCCUUGCCGCCUACUAUGCGCGUUUUGCUAGAGGAGCUGGGAAGUACAAGUGCCAAA
Drosophila simulans is the source of this 4842-nucleotide messenger RNA. RefSeq names its product trafficking protein particle complex subunit 11 (gene gry). Lineage: Eukaryota; Metazoa; Arthropoda; Insecta; Diptera; Drosophilidae. The record is from RefSeq and is a predicted model, not a curated record. The transcript is spliced from 6 exons. Gene Ontology annotation, cellular component: cytoplasm. The coding region runs from base 193 to 2697 and encodes 834 amino acids.